CUCGCCAGCGGCUCGACAAGGGUGGAUCCUUAACUGUCACCUCUCCCUCCCUCUCCCAGUUUCAAUUCAGUCAAAUCAUCACAGUGAUCUGGCAGUUAGCGAUACAUGCGCCUAUUAGUAAGAGAGUGAUUAGCUUCUGCUGUGGCCGUUUUGUAAGCCCUCGAGAGACGGUAACCUCUGGGAGAGUCGUCUCCUAACCCGAAUUAGCUAACGUGACAAACUGCAGCAAACCCGAAAACACACAGAAAUGGACGAAAAGGCGUUUACGAAAGAACUGGAUCAGUGGAUCGAGCAGCUCAAUGAAUGCAAGCAGCUGUCAGAGGGACAAGUAAAAACACUAUGUGAAAAGGCAAAGGAGAUCCUGACAAAGGAGUCAAACGUUCAAGAGGUGAGAUGUCCGGUGACUGUGUGCGGAGACGUGCACGGCCAGUUUCAUGACCUCAUGGAGCUGUUCAAGAUCGGAGGGAAGUCUCCAGACACAAACUACUUGUUCAUGGGAGAUUACGUGGACAGAGGGUACUACUCUGUAGAAACCGUCACUUUACUAGUAGCACUAAAGGUUCGCUUCCAAGAGCGCAUCACAAUCCUCAGAGGGAAUCACGAGAGCAGACAGAUCACGCAAGUGUAUGGCUUCUAUGACGAGUGUCUACGGAAAUAUGGUAACGCCAAUGUUUGGAAGUACUUCACAGACCUGUUCGAUUACCUGCCCCUCACUGCCUUGGUAGACUCUCAGAUUUUCUGCCUUCAUGGAGGCCUGUCACCAUCCAUAGAUACACUGGAUCACAUUAGGGCAUUGGACCGUUUACAGGAAGUGCCACAUGAGGGUCCCAUGUGUGACCUGCUGUGGUCUGACCCGGAUGACCGCGGUGGCUGGGGCAUCUCUCCGCGAGGAGCCGGCUACACAUUCGGUCAGGACAUUUCGGAGACUUUCAACCACGCCAACCGCCUCACAUUGGUGUCCCGUGCCCACCAGCUGGUUAUGGAGGGUUACAACUGGUGCCACGAGAGGAACGUGGUGACAAUAUUUAGCGCUCCCAACUACUGCUACCGCUGCGGCAACCAGGCGGCAAUCAUGGAACUAGACGACACCCUAAAAUACUCUUUCUUGCAGUUUGAUCCAGCGCCUCGCAGAGGGGAGCCCCACGUCACUCGCCGCACCCCAGACUACUUCCUGUAAACUCUGAUUAUUGAUUGCCCUUUGACAUUUGUACAGUAUGACUUUCAACUGAUGACAACAUGAACUGGGAGGGUGAGAGACUUGGGGUGGAGCAGGAGGCACACCGGUACACAUUGUAUAUCAACACACACGAAAAAAACAACUAUUUAAGCAUUUAGCAAAAAACAAUGUCCGUGUCUGAGGAUGGACCAAAAAGUGUGUGCCAUAAUCAUAACAAUAUCCAUUGCCGAGGACUUGUAUUGCGAAUCUUCCCAUUAUAUGGAAAAAAAACAAAACAGAAAUGUUUAAAUUCCCUUUCCUGUUACUGUGUAGCUGGACUGAUGGCACCGAGGUCCAAGACAUAAAUUUUGCUACCCUGAAUGCGGCUGUUUGAGUCCCACGCGCCAUGGCUUAUAUUGAGUAGAUCUGAACGUGAUCUGUUUGCACUUUUGUAAAUGAAAAGAAAUGUAACAUAUGUCAAAAUAUGGAAAAGAUUUCACACUACAGAUGUUUGUUGUUUUUUUUUUCCCUUUUUUUUUUUUCUUCCCAACCCAAGCUCUACACAAGGUUUCUUGUUCUUGUUUUUUUUAAUUAAUUUUUUUUUUUUGCUUUGUUUUGUUUUGUUUUUUGCAGUCACACAGCUUGGUGUUUAAGAUUACAUGAAGUGUUCAUCCACUUCAGCUCACUGACUCCCUCUGAGCUACAGCAUCUGUAUUAACCAAACAAUUUUAUUAAUAAAGACAAAGGUGGCUUCUUGAUGUGAA
Messenger RNA from Haplochromis burtoni (Burton's mouthbrooder), 1920 nucleotides. It is a transcript of the gene ppp2cab, whose product is annotated as protein phosphatase 2 catalytic subunit alpha b. Lineage: Eukaryota; Metazoa; Chordata; Actinopteri; Cichliformes; Cichlidae. Gene Ontology annotation, biological process: peptidyl-serine dephosphorylation; mitotic cell cycle. Gene Ontology annotation, molecular function: protein serine/threonine phosphatase activity. The transcript has 7 exons. The record is from RefSeq and is a predicted model, not a curated record. The coding region runs from base 248 to 1177 and encodes 309 amino acids. Gene Ontology annotation, cellular component: cytosol.